AUGGCGGCGUGGGAAUCUCCCACACAGCUUUGCGGACACGGCAGGCAGCGGCGUGGAGGAACAGAGCGCCGGGCCUUUGAGGCACGCCGGCCCUCACCCCUCUGUGGAUUCCCGCUGAUUUUUCCUGAUCUCACUCCGACAGAAACGCAGAGGGUGAUGGAGCCCAUGACGGUGACGACGUCAGUGGUCGGGCCGGACGAGUUCGACCGCAACGCCCCGCGGAUCUGCGGCGUGUGCGGCGACAAAGCCACCGGCUUCCACUUCAACGCCAUGACCUGCGAGGGAUGCAAGGGCUUCUUCAGGCGCAGCAUGAAACGUAAAGCCUCCUUCACCUGCCCGUUCAACGGGAGCUGCACCAUCACUAAAGACAACCGCCGUCACUGCCAGGCCUGCCGGCUCAAACGCUGCAUUGACAUCGGCAUGAUGAAAGAGUUCAUACUGACAGAUGAGGAGGUUCAAAGGAAAAAGGAAAUGAUCCUAAAGAGGAAGGAGGAGGAGGCAGCCCGCGAAGCCAUGAGGCCGCGGCUGAACGAGGAGCAGGCCCGGAUGAUCUCCUCCCUGGUCGAAGCUCAUCACAAGACCUACGAUGCCUCCUACUCCGACUUCUCACGCUUUCGGGAUCUCAGAUUUAGCUGGAAAAUAGAAAAGCGCUUCCAGGACCCCUACUCAUGUGGACGGGGCCACUGGCGUGUGCCUCCAGUGCGUGAAGGUCCAGUAACACGCAGUGCCAGCAGAGCUGCCUCUCUUCACUCUUUGUCUGACGCCUCCUCCGAUUCAUUCAACCACUCUCCCGAGUCGGUCGACACCAAGAUGAACUUCAGCAACCUGUUGAUGAUGUACCAGGAUGGCGCAAGCAGCCCGGACUCCAGCGAGGAGGACACUAAGCUCUCCAUGCUGCCCCACCUGGCUGACCUGGUGUCUUACAGCAUCCAGAAAGUCAUCGGCUUUGCCAAGAUGAUCCCAGGCUUCAGAGAGCUGACAGCAGAAGACCAGAUUGCUCUGUUGAAGUCGAGCGCCAUAGAGAUCAUCAUGCUGCGCUCCAACCAGUCGUUCAGCCUGGAGGACAUGUCCUGGAGCUGCGGGGGACCCGACUUCAAAUACUGCAUCAAUGACGUCACGAAGGCGGGUCACACCCUGGAGCUGCUGGAGCCACUGGUGAAGUUCCAAGUCGGUCUGAAGAAACUCAACCUACACGAGGAGGAACACGUGCUGCUCAUGGCCAUCUGCCUGCUGUCUCCAGAUCGCCCCGGCGUCCAGGACCACGCCCGCAUCGAGCUGCUCCAGGACCGCCUGUCCGAGGCCUUGCAGGCCUACAUCCGAGUCAACCACCCGGGAGGACGCCUCCUUUACGCCAAGAUGAUCCAGAAGCUGGCCGACCUGCGGAGCCUGAACGAGGAGCACUCCAAGCAGUACCGCUCGCUGUCCUUCCAGCCGGAGCACAGCAUGCAGCUCACCCCGCUGGUGCUGGAAGUGUUUGGCAGCGAGGUGUCAUAG
Menidia menidia (Atlantic silverside) is the source of this 1494-nucleotide messenger RNA. The record is from the annotation of a GenBank genome assembly. NCBI's taxonomy places the organism in Eukaryota, Metazoa, Chordata, Actinopteri, Atheriniformes, Atherinopsidae.